GGGGAGCCGAAGGCUUCCUUUGGUUUCCGGGCACUGUACCCUUCCAACUGCUCAAGCCAAGGAGAGAGGGGUCUUCUUCUCCCAAUCUCGAAGCAAGGAGGACCAGUAACCGAUCGAGGGAGAGAGAGCCAGAACCUGCUUUAUGCUAUCUUGAUCCUUCUAGAUUGUUCUGGUGCCUCGAUUCGGCUCAAACCCGUCGAUCUGGGGGCGGAAGAUUGCGGCUUUAGAUUCUGCUGGGCUUUAAUUUGGACCGAUUUCGAUUUCUGGGUGGUGGGUGGGAUCGAGUUUGUUGGAUUGUAGAGAAGAGGAAAGAAGAAAAGAGGUAAAAAGGAGCGUCCUUGAUCGUUCUCUGAACCCUUCUAUCUCGGAGGAAGAAAGGACCCUCUGGAAUGGAGUGAAUGGUCUUUUUCUGCUUGAUCUGUGCCUUAUAAUGCUUUCCUGUGUCUGAACUUUGUCGUUUUGGAUGUGGAUUUUUCUGAAAAACUGUGUAUGUAGGCAAGAACCAGUAUCGAUUCACUUAUUGUGGAAAUUGGCUUGAGGAUGGACAGCCAAUUGCUUGAGAAAUCUGAAGGUUAAGGCUGUUCGGAACUGAUGAGGAUCCUUUGCUCUUGAAUUGGAGAACAUUUGGCAUUAUAAAAGCAUUUUUUUUUUCCUGUAGGAGAAUUUAAGGUGUCAAAGUUGUCCUUUUUCUUAGUUUGGUUGCCUUAUUCUAGCUAUGAUUAAGCAAAUAUUAGGGCGUCUCCCUCGGAAGCCAUCAAAAUCUGCAGAUAAUCGGGGUCAGAGUGGUGGAUCAGCUAAUUCAUUGUCAAAUUCUUCUACCAGUUCAAGAAGCAGUGAUUUGUCGGGUCUGAACAGUCAGGUCCUUCCUGGCUUGAAUCAGGGGUUAAAUCAUGGUAGCAAACACCCUCCAGCAUUUAACUCGAAGCUGAAUGGCAGUUCAGUCUCCCUGUCUUAUGAAGCAUUACCAAGCUUUAGGGAUGUCCCAAACUCUGAAAAGCAGAAUUUAUUUAUCAAAAAGUUGAAUUUGUGUUGUGUUGUGUUUAACUUCACUGACCCAACAAAGAAUCUGAAAGAGAAGGAUAUAAAGCGGCAGACAUUGUUGGAGCUUGUUGACUAUGUCACUUCGGCUAAUGGGAAAUUUCCUGAGAACCUCAUGCAAGAUAUCAUCAGAAUGGUAUCAAUAAACUUGUUCAGGAGCCUCACUUCGCCUCCCAGAGAGAAUAAGGUUUUGGAAGCCUUUGAUUUGGAAGAGGAAGAGCCAGUAAUGGAGCCAGCAUGGCCACACUUGCAAAUUGUUUAUGAGUUCUUUUUAAGGUUUGUUGCAUCUCCUGAGACCGAUGCCAAGUUGGCUAAAAGAUACGUAGAUCAUUCCUUUAUUCUUAGGCUACUUGAUCUCUUUGACUCUGAAGACCCUAGAGAGAGGGAGUACUUGAAGACAAUACUUCACCGCAUUUAUGGAAAAUUUAUGGUGCACCGCCCGUUCAUCAGGAAAAGUAUUAACAAUAUUUUCUAUCGGUUUAUCUUUGAAACAGAAAAGUUCAAUGGGAUUGCAGAGCUCUUGGAGAUCUUGGGAAGUAUUAUCAAUGGAUUUGCUUUGCCACUGAAAGAAGAGCAUAAAUUGUUCCUUGUUCGAGCAUUAAUCCCACUUCACAAGCCAAAGUGCAUAGCUAUGUACCAUCAACAGUUAUCAUACUGCAUCACUCAGUUUGUUGAGAAGGACUGCAAGCUUGCGGAUACUGUUAUAAGGGGUCUGUUGAAAUACUGGCCCAUCACAAAUAGUUCAAAAGAAGUAAUGUUCUUGGGGGAGUUGGAGGAGGUUCUAGAGGCAACUCAGCCUGCAGAAUUUCAGCGAUGUAUGGUUCCACUCUUCUGCCAGAUCGCCUGCUGCUUGAGUAGUUCUCACUUUCAGGUUGCAGAGAGAUCAUUAUUUUUGUGGAACAAUGAUCAUAUUGAAAGCUUAAUCAAACAAAACCGUAAUGUGAUCUUACCAAUCAUCUACCCUGCAUUAGAGAGAAAUGCGAAGUCCCACUGGAAUCAAGCAGUUCAGAGCCUCACGUUGAAUGUUCGUAAGAUAUUCUCUGAUCAUGAUCCUGAGCUAUUUGCAGAGUGUUUAAAGAAGUUUGAGGAAGAUGAAGCGAAAGAAAAGGAGAUCAAAUCAAAACGUGAAGCCACAUGGAAGCGCCUAGAAGAAAUUGCGACUUCGAGAGCUGCAAAUAAUGAGGCUGUUCUUGUUCCUCGUAUCAUGCCCCGUCAAGUUUCUUCUCGUUGACACCAUGUCAAUUUGGUAGCUCAGUAUACUCUCAAUCAUUUGACUGGAUUAUGAUCGUGGAAAUGGGUAUAUUGAUCCCUCAUGGAUUGUUGCUCACCUUUUGCUUCUGGAUUGUUUGGGUUGUCAGGUCCUCGGAGAUCCAUUAACACUGUACAGGGUUAAACUGUAUAUAGGAGUAACGAAAGACAUGAAGCAACAAAAAUGCCAAAAACCUCUUGAAACUGCUCGACAACCACAGUAGAACAGAACGCAACCCAUCAGUUCCGUCAUUCUGCUCGAUAUGUGAAAGAGUUAUUAUCUUCCAAAUAUGCAGAUGUCUACUUUACCUUCUUUUCAGAUUCUGGUUAUGAUUUGUUGGAAUAUUUCUGCGAGCAGUUCUCAUUUGUUGUUGGUUGUCCUUUUUACGAAAAAUUGAUGGUUGAUGAAUGAAACUUUUUUCACAUGACUCAUGAAUACAAUUAUUCUCACUUCUUUC
Messenger RNA from Elaeis guineensis (African oil palm), 2744 nucleotides. Its product is annotated as serine/threonine protein phosphatase 2A 57 kDa regulatory subunit B' theta isoform. Gene Ontology annotation, cellular component: protein phosphatase type 2A complex. Lineage: Eukaryota; Viridiplantae; Streptophyta; Magnoliopsida; Arecales; Arecaceae. The record is from RefSeq and is a predicted model, not a curated record. Gene Ontology annotation, biological process: signal transduction. Gene Ontology annotation, molecular function: protein phosphatase regulator activity.